Spodoptera exigua (beet armyworm) is the source of this 4705-nucleotide messenger RNA. The record is from the annotation of a GenBank genome assembly. Lineage: Eukaryota; Metazoa; Arthropoda; Insecta; Lepidoptera; Noctuidae.
AUAGAUGGCAUUCAGGUCGGACGACGUUACCGAGCGGACGCGCGUUCUCAUAUUUCGAGCGCGCUCACCUCGAUCGUUCAACAUUUCUAACGAAAGUUUUUUGUUGUAAAGUUUUUAUUUAGCUUUUACUGUUAGACUGCUACGCGGGUGCUAGUACUUAGAAAAAAUUAAAAGUCCAUAUUUAAAGGCUAACGUGUUUUCGUUUCUCUGUUGUGGUUGCCAAUAAAUUGAAUUUUGUUACGAGGUGACGUAUAAACACUGUGCCGGUGAUAACGGAGUAUGAUGUGAAUAGUGCUGUGUUUAUGUUUGUGAUGUGCAGUUUAGUGUAGACGUGGGUUGUUUACAAUGGGGUACGCGUCGAGCGGAGCGGGGCGCGCCGCGCACGAGGCGUUGCUGGCUCGCCAGGAUGCGGAGCUGAGGCUCAUGGAGACCAUGAAGCGAAGCCUACAGGCUAAGAUGAAGAGCGACCGGGAAUACGCCCUCGCAUUGUCCGCCGCCGCCGCACAAGGCCAGAAGAUGGACAAGUGUGAAGAACUUAACGGGUCUGUGAUAGCAUCUGCCUGGCGAGCCAUGACCGAAGAAUGGGAAAAUAUCAGCCGCCUUAUUAGGGCUAACGCUGAGGCUGUCGAAUCAAAAGCCCUAGACAGACUUACAACCCUCAUGACAGAACGACGAAAAUCAAGGAAAGUCUACCAAGAAGAUCAUACAAAAAUCUCUUCGCAGUUUACACAGCUGUCAGAGGAAGUGCAAAGGAAACAGAGCGAGUACCAAAAAUGCCUCGAGUCUUACAAGCAGAUGAGGGCCAAGUUCGAGGAGAACUACCUUAAAUGUCCCACAAGCCGAGGCGGUCGGAAGCUGGAUGAGACCCGUGACAAAUACGGCAAGGCUUGCAGACGGUUACAUAGGGCUCACAAUGAGUAUGUGUUACUGCUGGCUGAGGCUACGGAGUGCGAGAGGGCACUGCGAACUGCUGCGUUACCGACACUCUUGGACCAGCAGCGUCGUCAGGGAGAGGCUACUGCCACGUCUUGGAAAGGCGUGCUUCUGGAGGUUGUGCAGAGGUCAGACUUCAGCACGGACAAGUUCAGGGAGAUCCAGACCAAAAUAGAGACCACGAUACAGAAUCUAAGGCCACAGGAUGAAUAUAAAGAGUUCAUUGAGAAGUACAAAUCACCGCCUUCAACACCUGUCACCUUUAACUUCGAUGAAAGCCUAGUCGAAGACACGAGUGGAAAACUGCAACCAAACCAGUUGACUGUAGACAAUCUGACGGUGGAAUGGCUGAAGGAGAAAUUGACAGAACUGGAGAACACGCUACAAGAUAACCGGGAGAAGCAAUCAGCUCUGCAGGGACCCGAGAUCAUUGGAAACGGAGUUUGCAAGAAUAAUAAUACUGGACUCACUAAUGGAGUUAAUGGUAUUGAUAGGCAUUCUCCGCCACCAUUACCAGUGACGACCUCCGAGCCCAUAAAACUUCUGGAGCUCCGAGUAGCGGAACGCAAAUGUGCCAAACAAGCAGAGAUGAUCCGGUCAGCCCUGGCUGAACUAGGCUGUGAAGAAGCACCCAGUGGUUGCCCUGAUCUAUCUGCUGAGACUGUGGGCGUUGACAGUCUGGACGGCAGCUCUCCUGACCAUCAGGAUCGCUCCUCAAUCGGAUCCAAGGCGUCGACAGACGUUCUAAGAUUGCAUCUCCACUCGAUAAUACCACCGAAGCCCUUCUUCAAACUAUUCACGCGGCCGUUCCGACGCAAAUCUGCGCCUUCCAGUCCGGCGCUACCACCCAAGACGUAUAGAAGCAGCAGUGAGGGCCCUGCUGACUCGGUGAGUGUGAGCGAGACAGAGAGAUCUUUGGUGGAACAGGAGUGGUUCCAUGGAGUGUUACCACGAGAAGAGGUUGUGAGGCUUUUGAGGGCAGAUGGAGAUUAUUUGGUGCGGGAAACUACGAGGAAUCAUGCGAGACAACUGGUGCUGUCUGUGUGUUGGGGCCAACACAAACACUUCAUUGUGCAGACGACACCUGAGGGUCACUACCGUUUUGAAGGAGCAGCGUUCCCUUCAGUGGCGGAGCUGAUAGCGUGGCAGAGGACAAGUGGAGUACCCGUCACUGCUCGAUCGGGAGCCCUGCUUCGACGCGCCGUGCCGCGGGAGAACUGGGAACUGAACAAUGACGAUGUACAACUACUGGACAAGAUUGGACGAGGUAACUUCGGGGACGUGUACAAGGCUCGACUGAAGAGUACAAAUCAGGAGGUGGCAGUAAAGACCUGCAGAGUGGCGUUACCAGACGAGCAGAAACGGACCUUCUUGCAGGAAGGCCGCAUCCUCAAGCAGUACCAGCAUCCGAAUAUUGUGCGGCUUAUAGGCAUAGCUGUGCAGAAGCAGCCCAUCAUGAUCGUCAUGGAGCUUGUUCCUGGUGGUUCCCUCCUCACAUUCCUUCGUACGCGAGCAUCAUCAUUGAGUUCCCGUUCUUUGCUGGCAAUGUGUCGAGACGCUGCUGGUGGAAUGCGCUACCUGGAGUCCAAGAACUGCAUCCAUCGUGACCUCGCAGCCAGGAACUGCCUCGUGGGAGACGAUAACAUCGUCAAGAUAUCAGACUUCGGCAUGUCAAGAGAGGAGGAGGAAUAUAUCGUGUCGGGAGGCAUGAAGCAGAUACCCAUUAAGUGGACUGCGCCAGAGGCACUUAAUUUCGGCAAAUACACAUCGCUAUGUGACGUGUGGAGUUACGGCGUGCUGAUGUGGGAGAUAUUCUCUAAGGGCGAUACUCCUUACGCAGGCAUGAGCAACUCACGAGCACGCGAGAAAAUUGACACAGGUUACAGAAUGCCAGCGCCCGAAGGCUGUUCCGAAGACGUAUACGCUCUAAUGUUACGCUGCUGGGAGUACGAGGCUGAAAAGCGACCACACUUCCACCAGAUAUACACCAUUAUAGACAAUAUUUACAAUAGGUAACACUGUUGGGAUAAUGUCAUGUGCUCUAUUUAUGUACGCCAUCUUGUUUUUCAACCCUAGGUCUCAUCGAAGUAAGAAAUUUUUGACGAACCAAAGCUGCGUCUACUAUAUCACUGAUAAGGUUUCUAUCUGUGUUAAUAUAGUCAAUUAGUGAUAAAACGCAUUUAUUUCGACAGCCGACUUGAAAGAACAGUUUAAUAAAAAUAAGUGCCUAUCUAAAAUGAAAAAAGAAAGGACACAUUAUUGAAAAAAAACUUCGAAACCAUCUAGACUUCAAAAAAACGUCUUCUGAACGAAAACCUUAAUCUACGCGUUAGCAUAACCAGGGUUGCGAUAUUAAAAAAAAAAUGUUAUUUGAAACAUUCAUAAUAAUAAAAUUAUAAAUAAUUAUCUAUGAAAAAUAAAUAUACUUUACUCAUUUUCCACUACGCAAUAGGCAACUGAAUUUUGUAUAGUUUUUAAGGUUUGUUAUAUACUUAUGUUAGAUAUGUGUUAAAUAAUAAAACUGUACUUGUAUGUGGUGACUAUAUCUUUUUGUAUAAUAAAUGGAUGUGUUGAGAUAUCUAGAAGAGAUAACAGGGGGUCUGUAGUAGAUUAAAAAUAAUUUAACUACACCGAAAAGUACCUGUGCGUAAUUCGAUGAAAAAAUUUGGUUUUAUUAAUAAUUUAUUAUAAUGAGGGGGCCAUGUCAGAAUAGACAUUAUGAAGGCAAGUUAUCAUACAGUUGGUAACUAUUGAAAUGAAAUGUGCUGUUAACAUUUUGCCCUCAUAAGAAAAACGUUAACAGUAAGUAUAUCUGCAGCUUAAAUCUUUAAAUGAAAAAUCAUUGCAAUCUUUUCUAUUUUCUAUGUUUAAUAUACAAAUUCCACAUUAAUCGCCUAUAGAAUAAAUAAACAUUGGUCUAAUUUUAUAAAGUGUGUGGGGAAGAAAAUUUUAGAUUUCCUCUGUUGUUUCUUCUAGUAUUAUACUUAUAAGAGCUAGACAGUGUUCUUUAUAAGUAAUUGAAGUGUUGAUCUCUUACGAAUGGUACUUUAGCGAUAGAAGGAAAUAAUAGUAUAUAAGUACAACAUAUUAUAUCAGUUCUGACUGACAUAUCUACGUAUAUUUUGUAUUCAAGUACAAUGUUAAGCAUAAAUAAAAUUAGUUUAUGUACCUAUAUGAAAAAUAAUUUGUUUUUGUAAAGUAUAGCAUCGAAUGAUAGAUAUAAUUUAGACGUUGUAGACGUUUUAAUAAUUGUAAUAUUGAGGUACGGGAUAGGCGUGGAUAUAAAACCUUUUUGGAAUCAGCCUACCGUCCUGGGCAACUUGUUUUAUGUAUAACUAGGUGGUAUAUAAAGAGUUAUAACAUUGUAAUUUGAGUAGUAAUGAAUAAAGUCAAUUAUGUAUUAUUAAUUUCAGGAUAUAUGCAAAAUCAGAAGAAAAUAUUAUCCAUCCUUGAAUAGGGCUUCCAUACUUUCUGAACAUUUGAUAAAUGAGUAUUUAUGUAAGUAGUUUUUAAUUAUGAUAGAUAUAACUACUGGCAAUAAAGGACAUGUUUGUGAUAUCUUUAAUGCUUCCACAGAAUAGUGUAACAAUAUAUUUAGUUUAAGUAUUGUAAUGUUUAUCUCUUGCCUAGUAUAAUUGCAUGUUAUUAUUAAUUGAUAUUUUAACACAAAGUGAGAUAUAAAUGUAUAGGCAGUCUAGUAUUUUAAUUGAACACUAUAUUAAAACUAUGUAAAUAUAUUUCGUACAACAUUAAAGUGCCAGACAUUUUUGAA